AUGGCCAUGAUGCUCAUGAUCAUGAUUCUCCGUGUGCUGAUCCUGAUGCUCAUGAUCAUGAUUCUCCGUGUGCUGAUCCUGAUGCUCAUGAUCAUGAUUCUCCGUGUGCUGAUCCUGAUGCUCAUGAUCAUGAUUCUCCGUGUGCUGAUCCUGAUGCUCAUGAUCAUGAUUCUCCGUGUGCUGAUCCUGAUGCUCAUGAUCAUGAUUCUCCGUGUGCUGAUCCUGAUGCUCAUGAUCAUGAUUCUCCGUGUGCUGAUCCUGAUGCUCAUGAUCAUGAUUCUCCGUGUGCUGAUCCUGAUGCUCAUGAUCAUGAUUCUCCGUGUGCUGAUCCUGAUGCUCAUGAUCAUGAUUCUCCGUGUGCUGAUCCUGAUGCUCAUGAUCAUGAUUCUCCGUGUGCUGAUCCUGAUGCUCAUGAUCAUGAUUCUCCGUGUGCUGAUCCUGAUGCUCAUGAUCAUGAUUCUCCGUGUGCUGAUCCUGAUGCUCAUGAUCAUGAUUCUCCGUGUGCUGAUCCUGAUGCUCAUGAUCAUGAUUCUCCGUGUGCUGAUCCUGAUGCUCAUGAUCAUGAUUCUCCGUGUGCUGAUCCUGAUGCUCAUGAUCAUGAUUCUCCGUGUGCUGAUCCUGAUGCUCAUGAUCAUGAUUCUCCGUGUGCUGAUCCUGAUGCUCAUGAUCAUGAUUCUCCGUGUGCUGAUCCUGAUGCUCAUGAUCAUGAUUCUCCGUGUGCUGAUCCUGAUGCUCAUGAUCAUGAUUCUCCGUGUGCUGAUCCUGAUGCUCAUGAUCAUGAUUCUCCGUGUGCUGAUCCUGAUGCUCAUGAUCAUGAUUCUCCGUGUGCUGAUCCUGAUGCUCAUGAUCAUGAUUCUCCGUGUGCUGAUCCUGAUGCUCAUGAUCAUGAUUCUCCGUGUGCUGAUCCUGAUGCUCAUGAUCAUGAUUCUCCGUGUGCUGAUCCUGAUGCUCAUGAUCAUGAUUCUCCGUGUGCUGAUCCUGAUGCUCAUGAUCAUGAUUCUCCGUGUGCUGAUCCUGAUGCUCAUGAUCAUGAUUCUCCGUGUGCUGAUCCUGAUGCUCAUGAUCAUGAUUCUCCGUGUGCUGAUCCUGAUGCUCAUGAUCAUGAUUCUCCGUGUGCUGAUCCUGAUGCUCAUGAUCAUGAUUCUCCGUGUGCUGAUCCUGAUGCUCAUGAUCAUGAUUCUCCGUGUGCUGAUCCUGAUGCUCAUGAUCAUGAUUCUCCGUGUGCUGAUCCUGAUGCUCAUGAUCAUGAUUCUCCGUGUGCUGAUCCUGAUGCUCAUGAUCAUGAUUCUCCGUGUGCUGAUCCUGAUGCUCAUGAUCAUGAUUCUCCGUGUGCUGAUCCUGAUGCUCAUGAUCAUGAUUCUCCGUGUGCUGAUCCUGAUGCUCAUGAUCAUGAUUCUCCGUGUGCUGAUCCUGAUGCUCAUGAUCAUGAUUCUCCGUGUGCUGAUCCUGAUGCUCAUGAUCAUGAUUCUCCGUGUGCUGAUCCUGAUGCUCAUGAUCAUGAUUCUCCGUGUGCUGAUCCUGAUGCUCAUGAUCAUGAUUCUCCGUGUGCUGAUCCUGAUGCUCAUGAUCAUGAUUCUCCGUGUGCUGAUCCUGAUGCUCAUGAUCAUGAUUCUCCGUGUGCUGAUCCUGAUGCUCAUGAUCAUGAUUCUCCGUGUGCUGAUCCUGAUGCUCAUGAUCAUGAUUCUCCGUGUGCUGAUCCUGAUGCUCAUGAUCAUGAUUCUCCGUGUGCUGAUCCUGAUGCUCAUGAUCAUGAUUCUCCGUGUGCUGAUCCUGAUGCUCAUGAUCAUGAUUCUCCGUGUGCUGAUCCUGAUGCUCAUGAUCAUGAUUCUCCGUGUGCUGAUCCUGAUGCUCAUGAUCAUGAUUCUCCGUGUGCUGAUCCUGAUGCUCAUGAUCAUGAUUCUCCGUGUGCUGAUCCUGAUGCUCAUGAUCAUGAUUCUCCGUGUGCUGAUCCUGAUGCUCAUGAUCAUGAUUCUCCGUGUGCUGAUCCUGAUGCUCAUGAUCAUGAUUCUCCGUGUGCUGAUCCUGAUGCUCAUGAUCAUGAUUCUCCGUGUGCUGAUCCUGAUGCUCAUGAUCAUGAUUCUCCGUGUGCUGAUCCUGAUGCUCAUGAUCAUGAUUCUCCGUGUGCUGAUCCUGAUGCUCAUGAUCAUGAUUCUCCGUGUGCUGAUCCUGAUGCUCAUGAUCAUGAUUCUCCGUGUGCUGAUCCUGAUGCUCAUGAUCAUGAUUCUCCGUGUGCUGAUCCUGAUGCUCAUGAUCAUGAUUCUCCGUGUGCUGAUCCUGAUGCUCAUGAUCAUGAUUCUCCGUGUGCUGAUCCUGAUGCUCAUGAUCAUGAUUCUCCGUGUGCUGAUCCUGAUGCUCAUGAUCAUGAUUCUCCGUGUGCUGAUCCUGAUGCUCAUGAUCAUGAUUCUCCGUGUGCUGAUCCUGAUGCUCAUGAUCAUGAUUCUCCGUGUGCUGAUCCUGAUGCUCAUGAUCAUGAUUCUCCGUGUGCUGAUCCUGAUGCUCAUGAUCAUGAUUCUCCGUGUGCUGAUCCUGAUGCUCAUGAUCAUGAUUCUCCGUGUGCUGAUCCUGAUGCUCAUGAUCAUGAUUCUCCGUGUGCUGAUCCUGAUGCUCAUGAUCAUGAUUCUCCGUGUGCUGAUCCUGAUGCUCAUGAUCAUGAUUCUCCGUGUGCUGAUCCUGAUGCUCAUGAUCAUGAUUCUCCGUGUGCUGAUCCUGAUGCUCAUGAUCAUGAUUCUCCGUGUGCUGAUCCUGAUGCUCAUGAUCAUGAUUCUCCGUGUGCUGAUCCUGAUGCUCAUGAUCAUGAUUCUCCGUGUGCUGAUCCUGAUGCUCAUGAUCAUGAUUCUCCGUGUGCUGAUCCUGAUGCUCAUGAUCAUGAUUCUCCGUGUGCUGAUCCUGAUGCUCAUGAUCAUGAUUCUCCGUGUGCUGAUCCUGAUGCUCAUGAUCAUGAUUCUCCGUGUGCUGAUCCUGAUGCUCAUGAUCAUGAUUCUCCGUGUGCUGAUCCUGAUGCUCAUGAUCAUGAUUCUCCGUGUGCUGAUCCUGAUGCUCAUGAUCAUGAUUCUCCGUGUGCUGAUCCUGAUGCUCAUGAUCAUGAUUCUCCGUGUGCUGAUCCUGAUGCUCAUGAUCAUGAUUCUCCGUGUGCUGAUCCUGAUGCUCAUGAUCAUGAUUCUCCGUGUGCUGAUCCUGAUGCUCAUGAUCAUGAUUCUCCGUGUGCUGAUCCUGAUGCUCAUGAUCAUGAUUCUCCGUGUGCUGAUCCUGAUGCUCAUGAUCAUCAUUCUCCGUGUGCUGAUCCUGAUGCUCAUGAUCAUGAUUCUCCGUGUGCUGAUCCUGAUGCUCAUGAUCAUGAUUCUCCGUGUGCUGAUCCUGAUGCUCAUGAUCAUGAUUCUCCGUGUGCUGAUCCUGAUGCUCAUGAUCAUGAUUCUCCGUGUGCUGAUCCUGAUGCUCAUGAUCAUGAUUCUCCGUGUGCUGAUCCUGAUGCUCAUGAUCAUGAUUCUCCGUGUGCUGAUCCUGAUGCUCAUGAUCAUGAUUCUCCGUGUGCUGAUCCUGAUGCUCAUGAUCAUGAUUCUCCGUGUGCUGAUCCUGAUGCUCAUGAUCAUGAUUCUCCGUGUGCUGAUCCUGAUGCUCAUGAUCAUGAUUCUCCGUGUGCUGAUCCUGAUGCUCAUGAUCAUGAUUCUCCGUGUGCUGAUCCUGAUGCUCAUGAUCAUGAUUCUCCGUGUGCUGAUCCUGAUGCUCAUGAUCAUGAUUCUCCGUGUGCUGAUCCUGAUGCUCAUGAUCAUGAUUCUCCGUGUGCUGAUCCUGAUGCUCAUGAUCAUGAUUCUCCGUGUGCUGAUCCUGAUGCUCAUGAUCAUGAUUCUCCGUGUGCUGAUCCUGAUGCUCAUGAUCAUGAUUCUCCGUGUGCUGAUCCUGAUGCUCAUGAUCAUGAUUCUCCGUGUGCUGAUCCUGAUGCUCAUGAUCAUGAUUCUCCGUGUGCUGAUCCUGAUGCUCAUGAUCAUGAUUCUCCGUGUGCUGAUCCUGAUGCUCAUGAUCAUGAUUCUCCGUGUGCUGAUCCUGAUGCUCAUGAUCAUGAUUCUCCGUGUGCUGAUCCUGAUGCUCAUGAUCAUGAUUCUCCGUGUGCUGAUCCUGAUGCUCAUGAUCAUGAUUCUCCGUGUGCUGAUCCUGAUGCUCAUGAUCAUGAUUCUCCGUGUGCUGAUCCUGAUGCUCAUGAUCAUGAUUCUCCGUGUGCUGAUCCUGAUGCUCAUGAUCAUGAUUCUCCGUGUGCUGAUCCUGAUGCUCAUGAUCAUGAUUCUCCGUGUGCUGAUCCUGAUGCUCAUGAUCAUGAUUCUCCGUGUGCUGAUCCUGAUGCUCAUGAUCAUGAUUCUCCGUGUGCUGAUCCUGAUGCUCAUGAUCAUGAUUCUCCGUGUGCUGAUCCUGAUGCUCAUGAUCAUGAUUCUCCGUGUGCUGAUCCUGAUGCUCAUGAUCAUGAUUCUCCGUGUGCUGAUCCUGAUGCUCAUGAUCAUGAUUCUCCGUGUGCUGAUCCUGAUGCUCAUGAUCAUGAUUCUCCGUGUGCUGAUCCUGAUGCUCAUGAUCAUGAUUCUCCGUGUGCUGAUCCUGAUGCUCAUGAUCAUGAUUCUCCGUGUGCUGAUCCUGAUGCUCAUGAUCAUGAUUCUCCGUGUGCUGAUCCUGAUGCUCAUGAUCAUGAUUCUCCGUGUGCUGAUCCUGAUGCUCAUGAUCAUGAUUCUCCGUGUGCUGAUCCUGAUGCUCAUGAUCAUGAUUCUCCGUGUGCUGAUCCUGAUGCUCAUGAUCAUGAUUCUCCGUGUGCUGAUCCUGAUGCUCAUGAUCAUGAUUCUCCGUGUGCUGAUCCUGAUGCUCAUGAUCAUGAUUCUCCGUGUGCUGAUCCUGAUGCUCAUGAUCAUGAUUCUCCGUGUGCUGAUCCUGAUGCUCAUGAUCAUGAUUCUCCGUGUGCUGAUCCUGAUGCUCAUGAUCAUGAUUCUCCGUGUGCUGAUCCUGAUGCUCAUGAUCAUGAUUCUCCGUGUGCUGAUCCUGAUGCUCAUGAUCAUGAUUCUCCGUGUGCUGAUCCUGAUGCUCAUGAUCAUGAUUCUCCGUGUGCUGAUCCUGAUGCUCAUGAUCAUGAUUCUCCGUGUGCUGAUCCUGAUGCUCAUGAUCAUGAUUCUCCGUGUGCUGAUCCUGAUGCUCAUGAUCAUGAUUCUCCGUGUGCUGAUCCUGAUGCUCAUGAUCAUGAUUCUCCGUGUGCUGAUCCUGAUGCUCAUGAUCAUGAUUCUCCGUGUGCUGAUCCUGAUGCUCAUGAUCAUGAUUCUCCGUGUGCUGAUCCUGAUGCUCAUGAUCAUGAUUCUCCGUGUGCUGAUCCUGAUGCUCAUGAUCAUGAUUCUCCGUGUGCUGAUCCUGAUGCUCAUGAUCAUGAUUCUCCGUGUGCUGAUCCUGAUGCUCAUGAUCAUGAUUCUCCGUGUGCUGAUCCUGAUGCUCAUGAUCAUGAUUCUCCGUGUGCUGAUCCUGAUGCUCAUGAUCAUGAUUCUCCGUGUGCUGAUCCUGAUGCUCAUGAUCAUGAUUCUCCGUGUGCUGAUCCUGAUGCUCAUGAUCAUGAUUCUCCGUGUGCUGAUCCUGAUGCUCAUGAUCAUGAUUCUCCGUGUGCUGAUCCUGAUGCUCAUGAUCAUCAUUCUCCGUGUGCUGAUCCUGAUGCUCAUGAUCAUGAUUCUCCGUGUGCUGAUCCUGAUGCUCAUGAUCAUGAUUCUCCGUGUGCUGAUCCUGAUGCUCAUGAUCAUGAUUCUCCGUGUGCUGAUCCUGAUGCUCAUGAUCAUGAUUCUCCGUGUGCUGAUCCUGAUGCUCAUGAUCAUGAUUCUCCGUGUGCUGAUCCUGAUGCUCAUGAUCAUGAUUCUCCGUGUGCUGAUCCUGAUGCUCAUGAUCAUGAUUCUCCGUGUGCUGAUCCUGAUGCUCAUGAUCAUGAUUCUCCGUGUGCUGAUCCUGAUGCUCAUGAUCAUGAUUCUCCGUGUGCUGAUCCUGAUGCUCAUGAUCAUGAUUCUCCGUGUGCUGAUCCUGAUGCUCAUGAUCAUGAUUCUCCGUGUGCUGAUCCUGAUGCUCAUGAUCAUGAUUCUCCGUGUGCUGAUCCUGAUGCUCAUGAUCAUGAUUCUCCGUGUGCUGAUCCUGAUGCUCACGAUGGUGCUUAUGCUCAUGGUGAUCCUCCUCAUGCUCAUGAUUGUGCUCACCAAAUCCCCAGCGCGAACGCCAUCUGAACCACCAGCGCCUGGGCUACUGUGA
Closterium sp. Naga37s-1 is the source of this 6240-nucleotide messenger RNA. NCBI's taxonomy places the organism in Eukaryota, Viridiplantae, Streptophyta, Zygnematophyceae, Desmidiales, Closteriaceae. The record is from the annotation of a GenBank genome assembly.